UUCCUUAUGGCCUAUCCUUAUAUGUUUUGUGAAUUGUUUGCCCUGUCGAAAAUGAUGAUUUGAACUUGUUUUGGUCGAGAGAACUCCUGAACUAUAGGAUGAAAAAGUCCGGGCACGGCCAACAAACAGCCAGAUGGCUCAUUAUCCCACUGGCCACCCCGAUUCCUAUAAACAGCGCCAUUGCGGGCUGAAAACACCCAACGAAACAUUGCAAGAAAGAGCUCUCGAUGGGUACCAGCACUGCUCCCAAUCGCGUCCCACUCACGACUACUGCAAAGCAAAACUUACUUAAUCGCUCUCGCCGCCCUCCACUCUAUGAUUCGCCGGAGGAAAUGGCUCUGCCGAUAAAGAAAAGGAAAUUGUGCUUGACUGAAAAUGCAGUAUGUAAUGAGAAAGAGUUGGAGAAUUCGUUCUGCAAAUUUGGGGACGAUCAGAAGAAGGUUCUUGAAGUAGCAGGAGGAAGAUUGCAGGAUGUGAGUGAGGCCUUUAAUAAUGCAAGUGAUGUGACUUUUCGUGAAAAGAAAGAUGUGAAAAUUGAAGAAGUUUGGUGUGAUCAUAAGAAAGAAACCAGAUGCAAUCUGCAAACUUGUUGUAGCUAUAUAGAGAAAGUUAAAGAAGAUAAGGCUAACCAGCCCUCCUCUUUAUCAAAGAUGAACAAUCUUAAAGGUUUGUUUGGUGUGAUCAUAAGAAAGAAACCAGAUGCAAUCUGCAAACUUGUUGUUCCUGAGUACUUCAAGGAUAGACCAAAGUUGUCAAACAACCACUCCUUAUUAAAGAUGAAAAAUCUUAGAGCUAUUCAAAGAUAUUAG
Messenger RNA from Phalaenopsis equestris, 809 nucleotides. RefSeq lists its product as uncharacterized. The record is from RefSeq and is a predicted model, not a curated record. The coding region runs from base 228 to 809 and encodes 193 amino acids. The transcript is spliced from 6 exons. NCBI's taxonomy places the organism in Eukaryota, Viridiplantae, Streptophyta, Magnoliopsida, Asparagales, Orchidaceae.